AUGUUUGGUCAAACAAUCCAAAUGCUCGAGCAUCGUGAGUUCCUUUCAUCUUUCGACUUGUGCUGCUCUCCAACAAGUGUGACUCGUGCUGUCGUUCAUGUCAAAAGAACAAGAUUCCAUCAUUUACAGCUAACCCAAGUCCUUCACCCGAUCAUCAAUUCUCGCUCCUGCUUUCGUAAAAUUCGUGACUCCUUGUCUUCUCUCUCUACAACAAACCAGAAAAUCUUGACAAUGUUGAGCGCUCAUUCUUCUAGUGGGUCAAGCUCUGAAUACCAGGACGCAACAGCGACUAAUCCAGAUACCAAGAAUUGCACGCGCUACCCUGAGGCAUCAGCCAAUGACAAAGAUGCGCUUCCAAAUGCCAAUGAGGAUCUGAUGGAAAUAAUUGACUACGAAAAGAGGAGUCGCUGCGGCCUCGGCCAUCCUCACCGACCAGCUUUGGUCGACAUGCCGGGAAGUUUUCCAGAGUUUGCCGAUAAGAUGUUUGCCACUCACAUCAAGCUUGAAGAUGGGCCCUUAGCAUCAGCUGCGAACGAGAGAUCUCAAUCACCACCACCAAACUCUACUUUUGAAGCUAGCGAGAAAAGCCCUGAAUUCAGAUCUUUAUCACCAACUCGUAGCCUAAAUGAUUCUACUUCUCAAGAUGUCAAUUUACUUCGACAAUCACACGGGCUACAGGGCUCUGUUGAUGGAGCCGAGAGAAGACGUCUAUCUAGAUCUCCCUCACCCACCCGUAGCGUACAAUACCAGCCUUCUGCAUAUGUUGAUCGACUUCAAUCACUACAUCCAAGGCAAGGGUCGGAAACUGAGGUUUUCCGUAGCUUACAGAUUUCCACUUCUCCAGAUGGUAGUCUACGUCAACGAUCACACGCGCUACAGAGCUCUGCUGGACAGAAAAGACGCCAAUCUAGAUCUCCCUCACCCACCCGUAGCGUACAAUAUCAGCCUUCUGUUUACGUUGAUCGACCUCAAUCAUUACAACCUAGGCGUGGCUCGGGGCUACAGAGCUCUGUUGGCGGAGCUGGAAAAAAAAGACGCCAAUCUAGAUCUCCCUCACCCACCCGUAGCGUACAAUAUCAGCCUUCUGUUUACGUUGAUCGACGUCAAUCAUUGCAACCUAGGCGCGGCUCGGGGCUACAGAGCUCUGUUCACGGAGCUGGAGAGAAAAGACGCCAAUCGAGAACUCCAUCACCCGUUCGUAACUUACAAUAUCGGCGUUCUGGAUAUGUCAGUCGACUUCAAUCACUUGAACCAAGGCGCGGCUUGGAAUCCGCGGCUUUUCGGGCCCGCAAGGAAGGAGAUCAGAUUCAAUCAUCGGCGCAUAGCUUUCAAAAACCUGUUUCUGCAGCUGCCGAUCGCCUUCAAUCACGCCAUCUAGGGGAGUAUGAAAUUCAAUCCAGCAAUAAAAGACCCAGAUCUCCAUCAGUAACUCGUAGCUUCCAAAAUUCUCAAUUUAGCUCUCCAUCACCGAUUCAUAGCUUACAAUAUCAACCGUCUCGAUACGCCAAUCGACUUCAACCACUUCAACCACUUCAACCAACGCGCGACUCGAGAUACUCAGAUUUGGGAGCCCGCAAGAAUGGAAAUCAGACUCAAUCAUCGUCACAUAGCUUUCAAAAGUCUGUCUCUGGAGCCUCCAAUCACCUUCAAUCACGCUAUCUAGAGAAGCCUCAUUUUGAAGCCAGCACCAAUAGGAAUCCGUAUAAUUCCUCGCCUCCUCCGAAUGUUGCAAAGAUACUUCAAUCUCGAUCACCACCGCCACACAUCAAAGAAUCUGCAUCUGUAGCUGGUAGUAUAAACGGUGAAAUCAUAGAAAAACAAGACAAAGCUGUAGCAAUGGCAUCCACCUCAGGCUGCCAAUGCAGACUCUCCACCACGCGAGCUAUCUUGGCCAGUGGACUUCCCCCGCUCGAACUUUUGCUCAAAAGUAACAUAUGCGAUGGUCAGUUAUACAAGGAAACUGCACAGAUCUUCUUCAGAAUGUUUGAUGAAGUAAGAUUGGUGCAAGAUUGUGAUGAACACGUUCAAAGCUGUCCAAAUUUUGUGAUCUGA
Molecule: messenger RNA, 2052 nt
Organism: Melampsora larici-populina 98AG31
Lineage: Eukaryota; Fungi; Basidiomycota; Pucciniomycetes; Pucciniales; Melampsoraceae
Exons: 5
Coding region: 1-2052 (683 amino acids)
Source: RefSeq, a predicted model, not a curated record